Molecule: messenger RNA, 903 nt
Organism: Metopolophium dirhodum (rose-grain aphid)
Lineage: Eukaryota; Metazoa; Arthropoda; Insecta; Hemiptera; Aphididae
Product: zinc finger protein 415-like
Exons: 3
Coding region: 151-903 (250 amino acids)
Source: RefSeq, a predicted model, not a curated record
CUGAAGGUUGAAACCCAUACUUUUCUUGUAAAUGUCGAAGCUUAAGAUAAUAUAUUAUAUUCAUAUAAAAUAAUGUUAACCAUAGCUUUUAUACAAUAUUUUUUAAGAACAUUUCGAGUUUAUACCAUCUGAAACUACACUAAAUAACUUAUGAUGUUUUAUUCUAAUGCGAAUAAUCAUAAUACAGUAAAUUGGAGAAACAAUUUGAAUGAUUUAUCCGAUCUUGAUGAUGAUUCGGGUAAUGAAUUGCCUCUUUCAUCAAUCUCAAAUUGUGUGCACCCAAUUAAUAAUCUUAAAAUUGUAAGAAGUGCCGUUAAAAAAUGUAAAACUGCUGAAUGCCAAACAAAACGAAAAUUUGAACAGGAUAAUAAAUUACCUAAUUCAUCAAGAGAAAAUUUUUUACACCUUAUUGAUGACAAAAAAAAAAUUAAAUGUGGAUCUGGAAAAUAUGAAACGGUUGAUUAUCAAAUUGAACUAGACAUUAAUCAGGAUAAUGAAUUGCCUCUAUCAUCAAUAGCAGAUUUCUUGCAUCCAAUUGAUCAGAAGCUUAAAAAUAGUAAAUUACAAAAAUGUAAAACUAUUAAUUACCAAAUAGAAGAAAACAACAACCACAAUGACGAAUUAACUCUUUCAUCAAUUGCACAUUCCUUACAUCCGUUUGAUAACAAAUUCAUAGAAUGUGGAGCAGUCGAUUGCCAAUCAAACAAAAACAUCAAUCAUUACAACAAAUCUGAGCCAAAUAGAUUAAUAUGCAACAAAGAACAGAGUACAAUUGAAAAUGUAUCAAAGACAUAUGAGUGUGAUAUUUGCGGUAAAAUCUUUUCUAAGCGUACUGAUAUAAUUAAACAUUAUAAAACUUCAUUGUGCUAUCCAGCAAUUAUUUAUAUAUUUGAUAGUUUUUAG